AUGGCUGUAAACGUUUCCCUGGUUCGUGAUACAAAAUGGCUGACGUUAGAAGUGUGUCGAGAGUUUCAGAGAGGGACUUGUUCUCGGUCUGAUGCAGAGUGCAAGUUCGCCCAUCCGUCACGGAGUUGCCAUGUGGAAAAUGGUCGAGUUAUUGCCUGCUUUGACUCCCUAAAGGGCCGGUGUACCCGAGAGAACUGCAAAUAUCUUCACCCUCCCCCACAUUUAAAAACACAACUUGAAAUAAAUGGACGCAACAACCUGAUCCAGCAGAAGACGGCCGCAGCCAUGUUUGCUCAGCAGAUGCAGUUCAUGCUACCGGGCGCGCAGCUACAGCCAAUUACAACAUUUCCUGUGACUCCAUCGCUUGCAACAAGCCCCACAAUGGCUUUUAGUCCCUACCUGAGUCAUGUUUCUCCUGGGAUGGGCUUAGUUCCUGCAGAGCUUUUACCAAAUACUCCUGUCCUGGUUUCUGGAAAUCCUACUGUUACAGUACCGGGAGGCUCUGCUGGGCAGAAACUGAUGCGUACGGAUAAACUGGAGGUUUGUCGAGAGUUUCAGCGUGGAAAUUGCACACGUGGUGAGAAUGAUUGCCGCUAUGCUCACCCUAUAGAUAUUGCAAUGAUAGACACAAAUGAAAAUACUGUUACAGUUUGCAUGGAUUACAUCAAAGGUCGAUGCUCUAGGGAGAAAUGCAAGUACUUUCAUCCCCCUGCACACCUGCAAGCCAAAAUCAAGGCAGCUCAACACCAGGUGAACCAGACAGCUGCAGCUGCAAUGACUCAGCCAGCUGUCAGAUCACUGAAGCGACCGCUCGAGGCAACCUUUGACCUGGCCCUGCCGCCUGGUGCACUUCAACCUUUACCAAAGAGGCCAGCACUUGAAAAAAACAAUGGUGCCACCACAGUCUUUAACCCAAGCGUUUUCCACUACCAACAGGCUCUAGCCAACAUGCAGUUGCAACAGCCUACAUUCAUCCCUACAGGGUCAGUUCUGUGCAUGACACCCACUGCAAGCGUUGUGCCCAUGAUGCACGGUGCUACGCCCACCACUGUGUCUGCAGCAACAACUCCUGCCACCAGCGUCCCCUUCGCUGCAACAGCUACCGCCAAUCAGAUAUCCCAGUUAUCAGUAGAUGAACUGAGUAGCAGCAUGUUUGUUUCACAGAUGUAGAAGUUUCCGAUAGAACACAGACCAUGUUGAAAUUCUGAACAGUAAAAUUAUGGAGCACCAGGACUUCUUGGUGGGAAGCUGCGCAUGGCCUUUCUGUAUAUAUUCCCCUCUUCCCUCUAUCAUUCUCUACCACCUCUACAGUAAGCCUGUUGCAGCCUACAUGUUAACCAAAAACUGAUCAAUGGGAAUGUCAAAAAAAAAAAAGAAGAAAAAAAAAAGCACUAUAGAAACAAUUAACAAACAGCGCUCUGUUAUAUGAGAUAUACAAGUAGGAAAUUAUAAUAGACUUUUAUAACACAUUACUUUAACACACUUAAUCAUUUUAUGACUACCAUCAUGAUAAGUGCAUCUGCACAGCGGACUGUUGGUUUACUGUAUACUAUCGAUGGAUAAAUGUUUGUCUUGUUUUUAAAGUGUUAUCUUACUGUUUUGUUUACAUCAUAGUCUAUUGAUUUGUUUUAAAGUGUACAUCAUUAUCAAGUAUACUCAAUACCAUUUUUUCAUAAUUGUUAUGUCUUAAGUUUUCAUAUACUGUAGGUUUUAUGGGGUUUUGUUUGUUUUUUACUAAAAAUGUUAUUGUGGGAAACAGGAAUUAUGUGCUUGAAAAACACGACACAGAAUGUUCUGCCCUUUGCUGGAUUUUGCUGUUAAUGUCAGCUAAAGUUGCUUAUGUUAAAUGCUCCUUUUAUCAUUUAAAACUUGCCUUCAGAUAGUCUCCAAAUUUUUAAUACAAGUGAUGUGAAAGGACAGCUAUCAUUUUAGUCCAGUUCAGGGUUCUUCUUUCAAUACAAUGAGCUGAUUCUGGAAACUUCUGGGAAAAAAACAAAAAACAAAAAACAAAAAAAACCCAAAAACACAAAAGCCCAGGCUCAGUAAGGGCACAGGAACAAUUUGCUCAGACAGGGGUAAGCAUCAAGGGAUUUCUGCAGCUCUGUUGUCCAUUGAAGUGCAUUCUCAGCUGCAAACGGCGCACAAUCUCUCUCGCUGUUCUCAUGGUGCAGUCAAAACAAACAACAAAAAAAAUGGUAGUGGAGUGAGACAGCUUCAGUUGGGCAAAAGCUCAUUGCAUUGGAGAGGAGCAGGUGCCAGCCGUUGGCUGGGGAGGGCCCAGGGCCGUGGCUCGGCCAGGCUGGGUAGCACUGAGCCUUGGGACUUGGCUCCACCAAGCAUGCUGAAACAUUUUGGCCUGAAAUCUUGUAUGUGUCUCUUGUUGAAAUUUUGUCAGCAUGCCCCAUUUAUUUAAUCACCAUUUUCCAUAAGUGGGUGAUUUCCCCCCCUCUCCCCCUAUGAUCUCUGGCCCUUUAAAGCAAACACAUCAAAGCAGCAAAAAGCUCAGCAUAAGCUUUCUGCUGUAGAUAAACAUUCAUCUUAAUGGAGUUCCUGUCGGUCAGUGGAUUUAUUUUGGCACCUUCUACUUGAUCAAGAGCAAUGUUUGCUGCACAACAAGGGCUAGUUCUCAAUACCUCCUUUUCAUACGCACGAAUAAAACCAUUUCAGCCCGUGCACCCUGGACAGCCCUGCCUGUCGUUAUGCUGUGUUGUGAACAAUCUGGCUGCAGAAAUGCAUUUUGGUUGAGGAUACUUCCAAAUUCAUCCCUGUCAUAUCUCUAUAGUAUCAUUGGCAUUGUGGCAGAGAUGGAUUUGCUGCUGUAAAUCCACAAACUCCAUACAAGGAGAAAGAGAAUCAAGCAAGAGACCAGCUCACAGUGUCUGGAGGGGUGACCACCCUGAGCCCAGAGUGGUCCUGUAGAGUGCCAAAUUCAGGCAACCAGAUUUUCUUCUCUUUUCCCAGUUCCUUGGACUUGGUUAGGUUUUCCUUGCCCCCUCUCCUGCAGUAAGGACACAGACAGUUUGCUAGAUGUGUGUCUCCACGGGCCAGGAGUUAUGGAGGUGCACCUAGGGUGCAGCCCCAGGGCAGGCUCUGACUGUCUGCCCAUGGAUUCCCUCAUGGCCCGAACCUUUGAGGAGCCCAGCUCAAGAAGGCCUUGAGAAAUCUUUUUAUUCAAUUCGGCAGACUUUGAACCAAACCCUGAUAGAAAGGGGAAAAACCCUCCCCCCAAGACCUCCUUUAUGGACCCUGAGUUUUGACAGUUGCUUGUGUCCGUGGAUGUUCCCCAGCCAUCUGUGCUCACAAGUGAUGGGGUGGCCUGAAAUCAGUGACCCUCAUUUGUAUUGGCGACCACAUACCUGUUCUUUUCACCACUGUGUUUCUGUUUCCCAAAACCAUAACAUUGUUAGUGGAAAAAGUGGAUUUGAGUACUUCCUGUUUGAAAUUAUUUGUGUAUCAAAAAUGGGUUUUGCACAACCUGUGCCAGUGCCUCAACAAAGAACAGAGCUGAUCUUCUUAAGCCAGAAAGGAUGCAUUCAAGCUUGUAUGGCUUUAUGAGUUCAAGGAGGUUGAAAUUUUUUCAGUGCUAAAUGGAUUUUUGUAUAUCUUGAAACUUUGAUGUAACCUCCUAUUUUAUUUAUCGACUUAAACAUCUGGCAUAGAUGUGCAUAGAAUGUAAACCUAGAAUACAGCUGUUUUCAUGUCACAUUUAAAGCACUGAAAAAAAAAAGUGUUUAAGGAUUAUUUUUUAUUAAAGAGGUCCAAUGAGGGAUGUUCAGGGUAGUUAUAUUAGGUGCCACAACAGUUUUUAUAUUGCUGGCAAAUUUAGAGUUAAUUUGUAAAUGAGUUUAAGGAAAGAAAAGCUUGAAGCACUAAACUUCACCAAAUUCAAAACAAUCUCGGCAAAAAUGCCAUUUUGAGGUAGCACUAUUUAAACUAGUUGUGCAAUGACUUGCUCUAAUUUUCUUUGUUCAAGAAAGAAAAGAAAAAAAAAAACAGUCGCCAGACUAUAAAUUUCCUAAAUAGACUAUUACAAAGUCACCGAGCUAGUUAGUGACUCUAAACAAAUGUCAUAAAAGCAUGAAUAUCAUCCUUUAUUUGACAAGAGAUGUAUGUAAGUUUGUUUAAAUUGAUAUAAUUUUAGUGACAUUUUUAUAAGCUUCCCACUUUCCAUGAACCUAUAUUUUUUAUUUAUCCAAAGUUAUUUCUCUUUGUCCAUUUCUCUCAGCCUUAUGCAAACAAUAUGCAAGAAAUGCUGAAACUUGGAUAAAACGGGUCAUGCAGAGGGAAAAUGAAAGCUGAGAUUGAUCAUUUUCACGAAAAGAGGUUGUUAGUAGUUUCAAUAAAAAGUACUACUACUAAACUGUAACAUAA
Cinclus cinclus is the source of this 4371-nucleotide messenger RNA. RefSeq names its product muscleblind like splicing regulator 3 (gene MBNL3). The coding region runs from base 1 to 1170 and encodes 389 amino acids. NCBI's taxonomy places the organism in Eukaryota, Metazoa, Chordata, Aves, Passeriformes, Cinclidae. Gene Ontology annotation, molecular function: metal ion binding. The record is from RefSeq and is a predicted model, not a curated record. The transcript is spliced from 10 exons.